UGCUGCUGACGAUGGCUGCGCGCCUAUUCUCCCGCUCCGAGGUGGCUGUGCCGAUCCAGCCGAAACCGCAACGACAUCAGCCGAUUUUUGCCAACCGGUCUAAUGUUGACCGUGAUCUGAUGCUGGUGGAGGAGGAGAUGACGGUGCCGCUUGAGUACCACAGUCUCAUUAACGGCCGACAGGGCAGCGGAUUCCGUAAACUGAUGGACCAGUUCCACGUCAGCAUCAGCGUCCCCAACGCAGCCGACCAGAGUGACGUCAUCUCGAUUCGCGGUCUGGGUCGGCACGUGGACGCCGCCAAGGAGGGGCUGCUCGUGCGCGUCAAAGAGCUGGACAAGGCCAAGGAGGAGCGGGUAAAGCAGCGGGACAGUGAUGGAGAGGAGGAAGAGAGCUGGCGUGGCCAAGACUCUCCGGUGGUGUUCCGGCAGAACAGUUCCGUGCCUGGUUUUCUGGCCGAUCCUGGCGCUCGACAGAGCGAUUCAGGCCGACGACAGGAGGUGAUGGAUGUCGAGAGGGAUGAUGAGCAGCGUGAUGCGGCGGGUGGCGAACACAGCGCAGUCGAUACAGGAGACCGGGAGGCCAGGCAGCCGGCAGUUUUGCAGAAUAAACUGACAUCUGGCGCUGAUCCCACAUCCCCAGCGCAUCAACACCGGGAGGACGGCGAGGGAGCCGUGUCGUCACGACUUCGAACGCGCCGACCCGUAGCCAAGGUCGCACACGUGGCGGAAGCGUGCAUCCGCUACGCGUUCUCCCACGAGGUGCAACGCGCCGUGCCCGCCUCGACCAAUCCGGAACCCAGCCACGCCCACCCAGGCGAACCGGACCCCGAUUGGCGCAUCAGGGUCGCGGCCUCUUCUUUCAUGGGCACACUCCCUAAGGAUUAUCCCGAAGACCGCCAGGAGGAGGCGGUGACCUACGCGCGCGGAGAGGGCACUCGCAUGUUUCGCGAAAUCGCACGCCUCAAGGACGCCGCACGCGACGCCGCUGAGUCGGCAGCCGUCUGGCGCGCUACGCAAGAGCACCGGCAAAUGGAAGCUAUGCAGCUCUUGAACCGUCACGAGGCGGAAAUGGAAUGGCAGGAUUCUGCCGAGGACGAAGACGAAGAAUCCGAGCAGCAGCAGCAACACGAUCCGGAUUAUCCUGCUCCUCGUAACCCCCGUAACACGCGAAUCCGUCAUCAGUAAUGUUCGCGAAAUCUAUGAUUUCGACACUGCGAAUAUCACGAUGCAAGGCCGAUAUCUGACUGGCUUGAUCGGCACAUUCAAGCUGUACAGAUUUUUUUUUCGUUGACUAGUUAUACACCAGUCAUAUUCGGCUUCGGCUCGGAUGCUCCUUUGGUCUACAGGCAGUUUUCUGAAAAAUAAUUUCCCUUCAUUUGUUUUUAAGUGAGGUUUUGGCGUGCGUUUUGGCAUUGCAUAUACGA
Messenger RNA from Paramacrobiotus metropolitanus, 1423 nucleotides. RefSeq lists its product as uncharacterized. The coding region runs from base 12 to 1184 and encodes 390 amino acids. Lineage: Eukaryota; Metazoa; Tardigrada; Eutardigrada; Parachela; Macrobiotidae. The record is from RefSeq and is a predicted model, not a curated record. The transcript is spliced from 4 exons. Gene Ontology annotation, molecular function: RNA binding.